UUUAAGAGAAACGACGGCGUGUGGUUGGAGAUGAAAUUCCAACAUGUAAAACCCUUAGUAGUAAUAGAGAGAAGAUUUGGUCUGCAAAACGCCGAAACACUUUGAUUUAAUUCUGCUUCGGUGAAAGUUUGAGAAUACGUACUAGUAAUCUUCAUCUUACCGACCCAAAUGAGAGGAACCUUUGGCAGAAACCUGUCUAACCCUAACUAUCACUACCUUACGUCUAUUGCCAAACGCACCUCUUUUCUCCUCCAAUGCUCCUCCUCAUCCCCUUUCUCCUCUUCCUCCAGCUCUGGCAGCGGCCGUGGCCGGGGCCGUGGCCGUGGGGGCGCCCCUCCUUCUGGUUCUUUCAUCGAUUUCACUUCGGCCCUGGGAAAAUUGGACUCAGAGAACUCAAAGCGCGACUCGACUGAAUCACCUGCCGUCGGAUUAGGCGGCGGCCGUGGAAGAGGAACACCCUUAUCCUCCGAACCCAUUCUUCCCUCUUUUUCCUCUUUUGUUUCCCAAACUGGGUCUGGUCGAGGCCGAGUCACCAAUGAGUCGGUGCCACCGAAAUCUCCGCCUCCAGGGCAACCAAAGCAGCCGAUAUUCAUCAAGAAAAAAGAUGAAAAUGAAACUGAUUCCUCCGCCAAGCCAGCCACUGAGUCGAUUCAGUUGAGUGAGCCCAUUGUCCCAUCUAACACACCCUCAGUCUCAGUUCUAUCAGGUGCUGGGCGUGGUAAGCCCGUGAAGCAACCAGAGCCUGCCUCGCAGAUGAAGGAAGAAAAUAGGCAUAUCCGGGUGACGCAGCAGCCCCCACUGAGCCAGGAACAAGCGGUGAAGAAAGCAAUGGGCAUACUUUCAAGGAGAAGUGAAAGUGAAGAAAGUGGGAUGGCAGGGAGAGGAGGAAGGGCGGGUAUGGAUAUGGGAAUGGGUAGAGGUAGAGGUAGAGGUAGAGGUAUGGGUAGGGGAAGAGGAAGAGGAAGAGGAAGAAGGCAGAGAGAAGACACAAGGACAGUAGAGGACUCCGAUGAAGAGUAUGGAGGCGGACUUUAUCUCGGGGACGGUGCGGAUGGGGAGAAAUUGGCUAAAACUAUUGGAGAUGACAAUAUGAAUAAGUUGGUUGAAGGGUACGAGGAGAUGAGCGAUAGAAUCUUGCCUUCUCCUAUUGACGAUGCUUACUUGGACGCUUUGCACACCAACUGUAUGAUAGAGUUUGAACCAGAAUAUUUGAUGGAAGAGUUUGGCACUAACCCAGAUAUCGAUGAGAAACCACCUAUGUCCCUUCAAGCUGCACUUGAGAAGGUGAAGCCUUUCCUCAUGGCAUAUGAAGGAAUUCAAAAUCAAGAAGAGUGGGAGGAAGCGGUCAAAGAAACGAUGGAGAAUGUACCUCUACUGCAAGAAAUUGUUGAUUACUACAGUGGACCUGAUAGGGUAACUGCAAAGAAACAACAAGAGGAGUUAGAAAGAGUUGCAAAAACCAUUCCCGAAAGUGCACCUGCUUCUGUGAAGCAGUUUGCAAACCGUGCAGUUCUCUCUCUUCAGGCGGUGGGGCUCAGCUUUUAAAAAGGGAGGGAAAGGGAUGGCCCAACCAUGAACAUCUCUACAAACAGGCAAACCAACUUAGACUCCAAGGAAAUCAAUCCCAAUUUCUAGAAGCGCCUUAGAAUAACCCAGAAUUGAUUAAAAAUCUUAUGUAAAUCGGAGUAGCAGUAGUAGACUAUCAUUUUUCCUCCAAAUUUAAGUGAGAAUUUUGGAUAUGAAAUCUUAAAUGGCUGAAAUAGAAAUUAUAAAACUUGUUGUAUCAAAAUUUCUAUUUCCAUGGCUUCUUCACGUGGGUCUUAUUACAGAUCUAUAUGUUGGCAUUGCAUCCUGGCAUUUCAUGAUUUUGUUGCUGUUAAGAUUAUGAUUAUUUGAUAGCUCAAGACUAUUUGUUCUCAAAUAUAAUUCUUUAUAAUACUACCCCACAAAAUACAAGCUAAAUGGAAACGGGGUUGUCUAUUGAAACACUCUUUCACUAAUAAACUAGCCUGUUUGUUAUAGAUUCAGGAACAACAUUAACAUUAUACUUGUUUCUCCUUUUGAGCUCUAUACGGUGAGGGUUGGAGGCUAUUAGUAUGUUAUGUAACUCUCAUAUACAUGAACCAAUUGAAGGUGUCCUUGUGGAGGUCUGAAGAUUUCCCAACUGCCAUUUAAUAGCCCCAUCAUAUCUUAAACUGAUAUUUUAUACUUUGUUUAGAGGUGGGAGGAUGUAGAUAUGAAGAUAAUGGAAGGUGUACGAGUGCUAUGGUGUAGAUAAAUAGCAUAUUGAUUGCUGACGUCAGCAAUUCCAUAUAAUUCUCUAUGAGCUUUUCAGCACUCCUGAUUAAUAGACAUUAUUUUUUAGUUGAGAUAUUGCAACCUUGAUAAGUUAAAAUUAUUUCUACAAUAUGAUGGACUUUAUAACUUUAUGCCAACACUUUGGUAGCUUUGAUGCUGUUAUUUGAAGCCCAUUCAACCAUUUGUUAUCAUGUUUUUCUAGCACUAGUUUCUUUAUCUAUGUUGAUAUGUAACUCGUAUUACUUAUAGUUUCAUGCACUUAAAGCUCCAAAUUUGCCACCCAUGUUGGAAUGGGUUCCAUUUUAAAAUUGUAAUAUUAAUUUGGUUUUAAAAUGCUCAAAAGUUAAUGGGUAAAAAACAAGUGUUUUUAGCGUCCUACUUAGAUUUUCUGUAGGUGUACUUGUCUAAUUUUAGUUACUAGUUAGAAAAUUU
Messenger RNA from Durio zibethinus, 2730 nucleotides. RefSeq names its product hydroxyproline-rich glycoprotein family protein. The record is from RefSeq and is a predicted model, not a curated record. NCBI's taxonomy places the organism in Eukaryota, Viridiplantae, Streptophyta, Magnoliopsida, Malvales, Malvaceae.